Molecule: messenger RNA, 6423 nt
Organism: Limulus polyphemus (Atlantic horseshoe crab)
Lineage: Eukaryota; Metazoa; Arthropoda; Merostomata; Xiphosura; Limulidae
Exons: 5
Coding region: 240-3935 (1231 amino acids)
Source: RefSeq, a predicted model, not a curated record
GAAAAAACCUCUACACCAAAGAAAAAAAUGUCGAGUCUUCCUUAGCAAAGCCUACCUCUCCUAUACUGUCACUAAAUAAAAAACGAAAGGCCCCGCCUCCUCCAACCACCCAAGUUGCAGGUAAGAAAACCUUUGAGCUUGCACAAGAAGUAGAAAUUAGAAAUUCUCACUCUUCUACUCUUACAAAAGUGUCCGAAUCUCACAACUCAAAAACGGGAAGAUCCACAGAACCGAUUAACAUGUCGCAAACUGACGAAUAUAUGGCCUCGCAGGUUCAUGAAUCAUCUGAUCAUCAAAAAUUAUGUUCUGGGAGAACAGAGGCUUCUUUUUCUAAUCAAGAAAACAACGAUAAUGAGCUUUACACUUCCAAUUCCAACAUCCUCUGUAGCAUUCCAGAUAAAGACCAUGAAUCCCUGAGAUCUUUCUCACCACCCCUUGAAGACGAAAACCCUUACCCUGACGAGACUUACUCUUUGUCAGACAUUGACAAAGACGAGGUGGGUCGUGAGGACUCUGACAAGUAUUCCGUGUCAGACAUCGAUGAAGAACUUGUAGAAACAAUAGUGACUAGUGUAAAUCCUCUCCGGCCUUCAGAUUCAGAUUACACCAGCAAUUUACGUGUUCAAAACUCGCCACUAGAGAGAGCUAGCGACGAUGAGUUGGAAACUGUUAGUACAAAUAAGUCGAAUGGAAUUACCAACUCCGAGUUUAAACACACGGAAAACUUCGAAGACGUCUGUCUGGAAACCCUUAACAUAAACUUAAUGGAUCAUAAAAUCAACAUACUAGAUUACUCUGGUGACAAUGAAACCUCUGUUGAUGAAUAUAACGAGAAAGGGAACCCAGUGGAUACAUUCCGUCAGACAGCUCUUUCAGCAUACAAUGAUGAUGAUGAUUCAGAAAUUUUACUAGUUAACAAUAAAUUUACUUCAAUGAAAAAUACCAAAGAAAAUACCAUCUCGGUAAACGAGAUGACUGAAUAUGUUAACUCUUUAUACAACUUUACUUCUCUUGAAGAAACUCCGAGUGAAGAAGAAUUCAUAGCAGAAAUCCUAGACCCCCCGGAAGAGUUUUCUAACCAAGCUGUGGUGCCUGCUGAGACAAGAGGCUUAGCGACAGAAUAUGAUGACGACCUAGAAACCCCUCCACCUCUGCCUUCAACGAAACCUCCUUUGAGACCUUUACCGCCUAAAACAUACUCCUCCCCCAUAUCAAGAAGAACACUUCCUGUGCCUCUUCCUCGACAACGUCCUCCGUCACCGUUACCACGAAAGAACGUAUUACAUGGGACUACUACUACUUCUUCUUCUACUAACAAAGGUGUUCUGAGUGGGUCAAGUGACUUCAAAGGUCGAAGAUCAAGUUUGUCUUCCCUUAAUACAAUUGAUGAUCUUGAUCAAACUUUCCAAUUAACAAUCGCAGAAGCAGAGCGAUUACUAGCAACAGAAGACCAAAGAGAAAAAUCAAAGGUGGAUUCUGAAUACAAUGAUUCGUAUAAGAACAUAUUCGGUCCCUUUCCAGAAUCAGAUUUGGCGAACAGAUCCGUUACACCCGAUAAAAAGUCAAGUCAAAAUAUAUAUUGUGAAUUAGAAGAAACACCCACUGAUCUUUCCUGGAAACCUCCGAUGCUUUUGAAAGAAAAAUCCCUUAGGAAGGAUCUUCAUGAUGAAAUUUAUUCCUCAAACCAUGACAGCAACGUUUUGGCAAGAAGAAGCAUUAGUUCUUCCUCAAGUGAUGAGGAUCCACCACCACCCCUGCCAACAAGCCCCCCACCCCCCUUAUUGGAUGAUGAAUCUGAUGAAAGUCCUGAUACCAACGUCUUAAAUAAACAGGUAGUAGAAAUGAAUCAAAUGUGUGAGUUGACCAAACCACGUGAUUUAAGUGUUAUCACAGCAGUUCGAAAUUUAGGAUUAGAAAACUUCACCAUCAAUUCUUACAAACAGGAAGAAAAUGAUAUCUAUUCUUCUGAACUGCGAAACAUUACAAAUCCGCAAAGAAAGCUCAAGACAUAUGAAGAACCUGUUAAACCUUAUUCAGAGAUCCCAGUAUUAAAUCGAUAUGAAUCACUUUUUCGUAAAACGAGAUUUUCUGAAGUAGAUAAGGUACAGAAAUCAAAAUCUUUCCACUUCCAAAACAUCGAUUCAAACAAUCUGACAAAACCUGAUACAACUAAGUGUGUGAGAAUUGGAUCGUUUCAAGAAAGAAACAAAUCGAUCAUUCCAGUUUCUCAGAGUGAUAAACUUGUCUACGGUUUUGCAGGAUCAGUUAGAGGUAUCAGGGGUCAAGUACGAAUGCGUUGUACAGAAAUCAUUGAUCAGAAUAAUUCCCCUCCUUUGACUAGAAAGGCUACUUCUAUGAUGGACCUUAGCCAAUCUGCAAUAAUUGAAUCUGAUGAUGAGUCUAGCGAUUAUCAAAAUACAGAGUUUUCAGAGGGAUUAAGACGUACAAAAUCACAGGUGGACAUUUCUCAACCUUCCAGUGACAAAGAGUCAGAGUCUAUCGACCAACUGAGACAUGCAAGAUCGGAGAUUGAUGUACUCAAAAUUCCGAUCAGUGAACAGGAGGAACUACAAGAAGAGUACAAGAAGCUUCAAAAGCAGUUAUUUGUUUAUCAGCAACAGCUUCUAGAUAACCAGAAAUUUUUACAAAAUGAGAAUAUAAUGCCAAAAGUACCUCUUUCAGAUGUAAAAAAAACUCAGAUGCUGAUCGCAAAAGAAUCCCUGGCAUCUGACACAGAAGUUGGUAAAUCGGAAACUUUACCAAAACGAAAACAAUGGAGUACAUGCUCUGCUGAGGAACCUCGUCCUUCAACUCUUGAUCGUCAGUCACGGCCACAGCCGCACGUGAAGACGAGUACUUGGGAUAUAAGGAAAGAAGACUUUGAGCCUUCUGACAUGGGAAUUCAAUCCAAAAGGGACAGAAUAAUUGACUUCUUUGUUAGGUCCAAGUCACCUAAUUUUGGUGGGUUCCAGAAUAACGUACCAGUGUUUGAUAGUGAAAAAGAUAAAAUCUCUGUCACUAAAUAUCCAAUGGGACCAUAUUCCACUAGAAAUCUAUCAUCCGACAGACUUUCAAAGUUAGCGGUUGACAAUGAGGUAAAAAACGUUAAAAAGGAUAUAGGAAUUACUUUGAGGCCAAUUUCCCAGCAAUUCAAUACUAAUACUAAAAGACCUUUAUACAAAGCAAAUGAACAAGAAAAUAUCGCUGGGUGUUCUGCUCACCAAACUAACGUUAAAAGCAUGAUUAAAGAACCGAGUCUGUCAAAACAAAAUAAUCAACCUCAAACAUAUAAUUAUGUUGAUGAAUCCUCAAACGCUACAGUUGCAGACAGAAUUCGAGCUAUCCAGCCGAGCGUUAUCAGUAGUACUCUAACACCACAACCUUACAAACUUAACUCUAAUAACGCUUUUAGGCUUCCAAGAGUCAAAACAUCUGGAGAGUCUGUGGUUAAUGAAUUCUCUCAAAACGAUGAAAUGAAAAAAUUAGAAAGUAAAAUUCCCCCUAGCAUAAUAAAACCAGCACUUGGGGACAACAUCAUUAAAAACAGUCAAGGAAAUUUUCCAAACCAAAUACACAAUGCCUUUUCAAGUUCACGACAAUUAAUGGUGAGUCAACAGCAAGAAAUCGAACCCAUCCCUCAGUCGUUUUCGAGAGUUGUUGAAGACUUAAAUGAAAACAUUCCACCUGUGCCUCCACCACUUCCUCAAAAAAAUUGUGGAAUUUUGUCCACAAACGGUGCUCAAACUAAUGGUUUUACUUCUCAUAAAAACUUGAAGAAAACUAAUGGACGAAAAACAUCAAAUCAAGAUGGGGAUGUUCGUGAACUACUGAUGAUGGAGAUAAAACAGUUUGUUGGGAAAAACGCAUUAAAAAAGGUUCCAUCCCGGGAAACUAACUGGCACAUGCGAGUGUUUGGUCCAACUUCAACAGCCUAAAGAAUCACGUGGAUCAUGAGCAAAUAUUGGAUGGUGUUGGGUUUAAGUUACAGGCUGAGAGCCCUGAUGUAAUGCUUUCAUAAACAAAAGAUCUAGCACGAUCAAACACAACUGAAUAAAUAACUGGCAAUUUCGAGUGGAAGAAAUAGUAUUAAAUAGAGCACUACAAAACAGAUAUUCUGUACUUAGAGAAACAUGAAACUGCAAAGUGUUUGUUUUUGAGUUGUAUUGUCGGUGAAACGUGGCUUUCUACAGUUCAUAGUUUUUCAAAUACUUUGUUUUUAUUUAAGGUUUGGUACAAUAUACUACUACAACUGAAGUAGGGGCAUCAAGAGGCUUUUUAGUAAGGAUCUGUGUUAUUGUUUGAAACAUAUCACCAUUUUAUUGAGUUUUUAAUACAUUAAUAGUUCAAGCACACACACACACUAACUUUAAAAUGGAACAAUUUUCUAAACACGACUUUAUUAGUACGAAACCUAUUUCAUUUUGUUCUUAUUAAGAUACAGAAUAACAUAUAUAUGUUUUACAACUAACCUUUCUUCUAAAACUAACAUAACAAAGCAUAUUUGUUUUCAGAUAUAGUUGUAUAUUCCCAAAAGUGAGACACACCAGUAUUAAUGGAACAUUAAGCAAGGUAGACGUAGUAGGAUUGAGAACUUUAAUGGACUGCAUCUGCCUGUUCUCAAACCAACACACCAGUAUUAAGUUUGGUUAAGAGGCAAAGAUUCACAGAUUUACACUGUUUCAUGUGUUCAAAAUAAGAUGAAUGUAAAGAAAUUAAAUGGGUAACAAUGUUAUUGUUUGUACCAUUCAUUAUUUUAGCCAGUUUCAGCUUACACAUGAGACAAAAUGUUAAAGGUUUUCUACUUAAAUCAGUUAAUUACAUUUGUACAGAUGUAUUUGUUAAAAUGUUAAUAUUGAUCAUGUACAGCUGAAGCCUUCAAUGUUAAGUACGAAAGUAUUUUUAUUAGCAAUUUGCAGCUUAAACUUAAUUGCAGUUGUUCGUCUAAAAGGUGUAGCUAUGAGACAACAGCUACGAUUACAUCAAUCUCAUUCAUAAAGGUUCAGUGUCAGUAUUAAUGUAACAUAUAAGAUAAUGUACUAGGUGGGUCAACUCAACAUACAUAACAUAUUGUCUUUCAGAAAAUUGCAUCCAUAUACAAUAAAGCAACUGAUGUUACAUCACAGAAUUAUGUUUUCAUGUAGUUUUGAAUAGUUUGACGUUGGAAACCAAGUAAACUGACAAGUCUUAUCUAAGCUAUCAACACAGGAUAACCAGAAUUUUAAUAAUUAUUUUAAUGAUUCAAUGUAGUUUUUUAAAUAGAAAACAAUGGUCCAUAAAGACUACAAACAUAUUCAGGCAAAACUAAAAGUGAUACUAAAUAUUUUAGAUAAACAUGUCAGGUAGAUGCAGAAAAAACUACUUUACAUUUUUAAAAUUAAUACUCAGGAAGUCAGUAUUGUUAGUUAGUAUGACAAAGACACAAAUUAUUAUGAAUUUAUAAACAAUUUACAAUAAGACAAAACAUCUAGUGUCACUUAUAAGUCAAGAGUCCUUUUGAAAUGAGGUACACACAAGUGUUCUGCUCUAUUUUGUGGUAUCAGUAUUACACGAUUCAAAAAUAUUUUUUUCAGUAUUUUCUAUAUUUAUCAAACAAUAGCCAUUGCUAUUUCUUAUCAGUGACUCUGAUACUAAAAGAAAAGUUGAGAUGGCUUGAUGUUUGAAAUUCUUAUUCUAAUGUGUUUUAAUAAAAAUUGCAAAUAUGUGGUGAUCACAUAUUUACAUAUCAUACAAAAUAAAACAAGGAAAAUGGAAAAAAAUCUGUAAUAUUUUUUUUAGGAAUUGUGGUUACUUCCAAUCACAAAGUAGAUGAAUAUCCAAAAACUUUAAAAGCUACACGUACUUGAAUUAGUGAAAGGUUUAGGAAAGGAAAAACAUUAAAAGACCUUCUGAACUGUUUAAAUUUGGACAGAUAACCAUAUUGACUGUACAACCUUGGUUAACAUUAGAUCUACUAUACUAGAUGAAAAUAAAGUGUAGAUAAAACUGUAAGCAACUGUUAAACAUUUUUGUAGAUUGACAGUAACUGUUAUUUUAAAAUCCUACCACAUUAGUGCAAUAAUACAUUGCAAAUUCAAUACACAUUAUACAUGUCCCAGAAGUCUGAACCCAUAGGGAAAGUAGACAUUAUAUUCUUAAAGUUAAAUAAAUAUUUCUAAUGUCAGUUGUACAUAUUUCAGGAAAAUAAAAUACCCAGAACUGUUAACCAAGAACUGAAAUGUGUAUGGCUAACAGUGAUGAUUAAAUAACUGAUUUUUCUUUUCUCUUUCCUAGGUACUAUGUCGCAUGUAUAUCAAAAGUAAUGAAAGAUAUUAUUAUGUUAUUAGUGUAUCUUGCAGUUUUGUUUUAACACAAUGAAUCCUGUAAAUUUUACUUGGAGUUAAAGAAAAAUAAAACUGUUAAAUCAAAGACAUUUUUGGACUGUAA